Messenger RNA from Panicum virgatum (switchgrass), 1023 nucleotides. RefSeq names its product putative cyclin-dependent kinase F-2. The record is from RefSeq and is a predicted model, not a curated record. Gene Ontology annotation, biological process: regulation of mitotic cell cycle; protein phosphorylation. The transcript has a single exon. Lineage: Eukaryota; Viridiplantae; Streptophyta; Magnoliopsida; Poales; Poaceae. Gene Ontology annotation, molecular function: cyclin-dependent protein serine/threonine kinase activity; ATP binding. Gene Ontology annotation, cellular component: nucleus. The coding region runs from base 1 to 1023 and encodes 340 amino acids.
AUGGCUGUCGUCAUCCAGAGGAGCCCUUCCUCGCCUGCUGAGGGUGGCUGCUUAGCCGCCGAAAGGCGACGCUGCGCGGCAGCAACGACCAUGCUCGACGACGACAUGGCGCGGAUCGGCAGCGUGGAAUCCUACCAGAGGCUCAGGAAGAUCGGCGAGGGGGCGUUCGGCGCUGUCUCGAAGGCGCAGCACCUCGGCACCGGCGCGGUGGUCGCCAUCAAAUCCAGCCGCGGCAGCGGCGGGGCGGCGGCGGCGCUGCUGGUGCGGGAGGCCGCGCUGCUCGCGGCGUGCCGCGGGAACCCCGCCGUGGUGCGGCUCCUGGAGGUCGUGCGCGGCUCCGGGAUGGACGACGUCGACGACGGCGCCCUCCACCUCGUCCUGGAGUACAUCGGUCCGAGCCUCGACGACGUGAUCCGCCGCCGCCGCGGGAUCCCGUUCGCCGAGUCGGAGGCGCGCCGCGCGAUGGCGCAGCUGCUGGCCGGCGUCGGGUCCAUGCACGCCGACGGCAUCGUGCACUGCGACCUGAAGCCCGGGAACGUGCUGGUCGGGGGGGAGCACGACCGCCGCCGGCUCAAGAUCUGCGACCUCGGCCUCGCCAGGUCCGCCGCCGCCGCGCCGCCGCCGGACGAGCAGCGGGUGGACGGCACGGUCGGGUACAUCGCGCCCGAGGUGCUUCUGCGCGAGAAGGACUGCGGCGGCGCGCCCGCCGUCGACAUGUGGGCGCUCGGGUGCAUCAUGGCGGAGCUCGUCACGGGGCGGCCGCUGUUCCCGGAAGAGGACCUCUGCCGGCAGCUGAUCAGCAUCAUCGACCUGCUAGGGAUCCCUGACGACGUGUCGCUGAUGCCGCUGGGCAUCGACGCCGGGGCGCCGAGCAAGCUGCGGGGGGAGGUGCCCGAGGAGCGGCUGUCGCCGGCGGGCUUCGACGUCCUGCGCGGUCUGCUGCAGUAUGACCCCAAGGACAGGCUCACCGCUGCGGCGGCGCUGCGGAUGCCAUGGUUUGCAUUUGCGCCCAUGGAUGACUGA